CCAGACCAUAUAAAGGGAGCAUCCAUCCCGUGCCUGGGUAAGCGUCCAAGUAUAUUCUACUUCAUUGCUACAACAGAAGCAUCGAUUUGCACUAUAAGAUCCCAUAAUCCUAAUUUUUUAAAAGAAAGGAAUAUUCUGACAACCUCUACAGAUCCAAACACACAACACAAUGACAACCUUCAAAACAACCCAUUUCAUCCCCUCAAAGCACCAACCCCAAAUCCUCUCCUCACCAAUAACCCGCAUCCUCGCAGUAGCUCACGAGCAGCAAGUAGACACAAACCACUGGUGCUUCUACCUCCAAACAUCCCCCGAGUCCUCCAUUUGUCUGGACUGCCAACCUAGCUACAGCGUCCCAAGCACUGCCAUCCAAGGCGGCUCCAAAGCAAACCUGAUCCUCUCGGAGCUGCUGUAUCUCCUGCCACCUGGUGUGCAGGCGCAUUUUGCUCUAGAUGUGGUUCCGGGAUUGACGGUUGCGGGGGUUUAUGAGAAGUUGGUUGAGCAUGGGCGUCAUGAGUACGAGUUUGAUUCGAAGGGGGUGGGGUGUAGGUUUUGGGUGACGGAGCAGAUGGAUCUUUUGCUGAGGCUGGGGGUUGUUACGGAUGAGAAGCAGGUUUCUGCGGCGAAGGAGGGGAUUCUUUUGUUGUGGCCGGAUCAGACGCCGAAUCCACUUGAUCAGGGGGCUUACUAUCAGUGACGGCCGAGAUCAAGCGCUGCCAUAACUAUUGCUAACUUGCUAACAUGAACAAGGAGGACUAACUGGGAGACACGCAUGGAAGUUUUAUCAACCUGUAUCAAAAAGCUUGCUACAUCUUGCUAUUUUGAGAGAUUGGAACGGUUAGGGUUAGGACAUUAUUCGAUAUUGGUAACAGGCUAACAGCACUGCAAUAUAUCUUAUCGUUACUUCAUUCUAGCUACAUAUUAGCCAUGAUGUGACCCAUAGCUUUUCAAACAAGAACCAGCAUGGCAAUUCUCAUGCCAAUUCUAUGUUCCCCGUAGUUAUGAGGGUUCUGUGAGCAAGACCUCCCAAAAAGGCAACCACCCUCACCGCCAGCCCCAC
Aspergillus glaucus CBS 516.65 is the source of this 1060-nucleotide messenger RNA. RefSeq lists its product as uncharacterized. The coding region runs from base 170 to 697 and encodes 175 amino acids. The record is from RefSeq and is a predicted model, not a curated record. The transcript has a single exon. Lineage: Eukaryota; Fungi; Ascomycota; Eurotiomycetes; Eurotiales; Aspergillaceae.